Molecule: messenger RNA, 2283 nt
Organism: Oncorhynchus mykiss (rainbow trout)
Lineage: Eukaryota; Metazoa; Chordata; Actinopteri; Salmoniformes; Salmonidae
Biological process (GO): double-strand break repair
Cellular component (GO): PML body; cytoplasm
Molecular function (GO): 5'-tyrosyl-DNA phosphodiesterase activity; single-stranded DNA binding
Source: RefSeq, a predicted model, not a curated record
UUUACGGAGAAUCGAAACCAACAUUUUCCAGUCUGAACUUCUACUGCAAUCCAUGGUCUGUCAUGAAAAUAGUUAUAUUUAUUUUAUAGUCUGAAUUUGAAAAUCUGCAUUACUAUAUAGCAUGUAGUGUUAAGUAAGCAGCCUAACUUACAUGUCACCUUAUUUGGAAAGGACCUGUAGGCCUACUCUGUCAGUUGGGAGUAAGUGGAGCUGAAUGCAGUUUUGGUUGUGUAAAAGUGAAAACGUGAACAGAGAUGGGGGACAAGAAACAAGACUCAGUGGAAAGGCCAGCAGAUGGCAAUAAGAACCAGACGAGUGACUCCCUCCAACAGGUUACAGCCCCUGGAAAUUCCAAGGGGAGAAAGAAGAGAGGAAAGAAAAAGAGGAGUGCCAAGAAGAUGGAGGACAAGGAGGGAGAGAUGGACAAAUUUGCCCCAUUGCAGUCUGUCCUGGUUCAAUCACAAUCAGAGGAAUCUAGCCCAGCCCAAUCCCCAUCAGUGCAAGCUGACCCACCCUUAGGGCAAUCUAAUCGAGAGAAACCUACACCAGAGCAACCUAUCCCGGAGCAACCCAAACCAGAGACACCCAAACCAGCACAACGUAACCCUGCCCAACCACUUACAGGGCAUCAAAACCCAGCCACGCUCCCUUCAGCGCUACCCAAUCAAGCCCAACCAGAGCAACCCAAUCCAGUGCACCCUAACCUAUCCCAACCACCUUUAGACCAUCUCUCCCUAACCCAGUCAAAGGACCAGCCAACUGAAGCCCAACCACAUCCAGAUCAGGGUCCUCCAACCUGGUUAUCCACAGAUCAGUCAUCUCCACAACAGUCUUCGCCAGAUCCGUCAUCUCCACACCAGUCAUCACCAGAUCAGUCAUCUCCAAACCAGUCAUCACCAGAUCAGUCAUCUCCACAACAGUCAUCACCAGAUAAUCCAGAUCUGUCAUCUCCACACCAGUCAUCACCAGAUCCGUCAUUUCCAAACCAGUUAUCACCAGAUCAGUCAUCUCCACAACUGUCAUCUCCACAACAGUUAUUACCUAAACAUCCAGAUCAGUCAUCACAGUCAUCUCCAGACGAGGACAAACCUAAGAAAAAGGGAGAUCCAAACAAACUUUCCCUUCUGACCUGGAACAUAGAUGGCCUGGACCUGAACGAUAUCAAGGAACGUCUCUCAAGGCUACUGGACUACCUGAUCAAGUACCACCCCGACAUUGUGCUACUGCAAGAGGUUAUUUCACCAAUUUACCAGGUUUUACAGCAGGUUCUGAAGCCGUAUCAUGUGUUGCCGGGUAGUGACAGAAGCUAUUUCACUGCCAUACUGCUGAGGAAGUCCAGAGUUCAACUUCUGGAGAGUAGCAUAGUGAAUUACCCUACCACAGAGAUGAGGAGAAAUCUGCUUAUGGCCCAUGUUUCUUUCCUUGGCCAUCCGUUGUGUGUGAUGACGUCCCACUUGGAGAGCAUGAAGCCCCGAUCCCUGGAACGCCAGAACCAGCUGAGGACGGUGUGGAAGACAAUGAGGGAGCAGCCCCAGGACCACAGCGUCAUCUUUGGGGGAGACACCAACCUCAGGGACUGGGAGGUGAAGAACCAGGGCGGUCUACCCGAGAACAUCUGUGACGUAUGGGAGUCCCUGGGCCAGCCGGAAGACUGCCGGUACACCUGGGACUGUGUCACCAAUGACAACAAGGACCUCCCUUUCCCCGCACGCCUGCGCUUUGACCGCAUCUUCCUGAGGCAGGCCGGCGAGGGGUCAAAGGUCAGCCCAGAUGGCAUCACCCUGGUGGGCCUGGAGAGGUUGAAUGACUGUCAACGCUUUACCAGUGACCACUGGGGUCUCCUCUGCACCUUCGUCAUAAAACCACUCAGUCAAGCAACACCUGAAUGAUACAAAGGGAACAGUUAGCUGUCCAUGUCAUGUCAACCUGGAACAGCAUAUAAGUCUUUGCCCAUCUUCUUUAUGUACAUUGGGAGAUUUUGAGAUUUUGACCUAGGAAAGAACAGGAUUAUGGGCACAGCAAUAGUGAUUAAUGACUUCAAUUUCUAUGUUUGGCAACUGCUGCUGUUCCAAGGCACACUUUUAAUUUAUCCAGCCAUAUAUUUGUCUGUGCCAACAGGUUAUGUACCCUAUUCAAGGGCACAUUCAUACUGUCUUUGGACUUGGAAGCAGAAACUAUAUUGGCUAUCCUCCAGGUUACAGUAUCUGAUUAUUUUCUAUCACUGUUUUAAACAUCACAGCAUCAAGCCAAUUUCACAAUAAACUCAUUUUGUUCCAGACAAUA